Messenger RNA from Chrysoperla carnea, 13834 nucleotides. RefSeq names its product obscurin (gene Obsc). The transcript has 38 exons. Gene Ontology annotation, biological process: protein phosphorylation. The coding region runs from base 66 to 13580 and encodes 4504 amino acids. The record is from RefSeq and is a predicted model, not a curated record. Lineage: Eukaryota; Metazoa; Arthropoda; Insecta; Neuroptera; Chrysopidae. Gene Ontology annotation, molecular function: guanyl-nucleotide exchange factor activity; protein binding; ATP binding.
AAUUACUUCACUUGAAGAACGGAAAUACUACUGAACAUUAUCAUCACUAAACAACAACAAAAAUUAUGACAUCAUCAACGCAAGAAUUAAAUUUAACUGGAGAUGAAGAUUUAUUUAUUGCACAACAAAAUUAUGAAGCUAAGAGUUCGGAUGAAAUUAAUUUAAAAAAAGGGGAUAUUGUUGAAAUUAUUGAUACGAUCGAUUCAAAUGCACCUAAGAAACCAAAAUUAGAUCCAGAAUUGGAUGAAGUUGCUGGAAAUGGUACAUUAGAUUCAUCGGCAGCACGUCAUAAAUUAUCAGUAAAACCAAAACGAAAAUAUCGUGAUACACGACAAACGAAUAUAAAUAUUAAUACAAGAUGGAAAGUUCGAGUUGUAUCGGAGACAGAAACACCACAAGAAGGUUGGGUACCAACAUUAAUAUUACGACCAGCAGAUGAACCUGGAUCAUCAGCUGGUGAUCCACUACCUGCGCCUCCGGAUACACCUUACAGGAGAGAUGCUGUAAUUCGAGAGCUAAUCGAUACCGAAGAAGAAUUUUGUUCUGAUCUACAUAAUGUUUUAGAAAAAUAUUACUUCCCAUUAGCAUCUGAUGCCAAAUUAGGAAAUAAAAGACCACCGAAAUGUGUUCGAGAUAAUCAUGAAUUAAUUUUUGGAAAUUUAAAACAGAUUUCAGAAUUCCAUAAUACAGUUUUAAUGGAAGGUGUAAAGUAUUAUGCAUCGGAACCGGUUAUGAUUGGACGAGUAUUUUUAAGAUUGGAACGAGAUUUUGAUAAGCAUGUUAGUUAUUGUCGGGAUGAACCUUUGGCUCAACAUUUCUUACAAAAUAAUUUAGAAGCGAAAGAUUAUUUUAUGGAAGUCUCUCAACGUUUGGGUGAUGAUAAAACAUUAUCUGAACACCUGAAAUUACCGAUACAACGUAUUAACGACUACCAACUUCUUCUCAAGGAAUUGGUAAAGUAUACACUGUGGCUACAAGAGGACGCCAGUUAUUUACAACGUGCAUUGGAAUUGAUGCUAAGUGUCCCACAUCGUGCCACAGACGAUAAAUUUACAAGUAGCAUAGAAGGAUAUCGUGGCAGUAUUUAUAAAUUAGGACGAUUAUUAGCACACGAUUGGUAUUCAAUAACCAAAUCACCAACUGCAACUACACCAGUAGCAGUAAAAAAAGAACGUUACUUAUUUUUAUUUAAAGCUAGGAUACUUGUUUGUAAAGUAAAACGUAUCUCUGAAGAUAGAUCAGUAUUUCAACUUAAAGAUAUUAUUAAACUGCCAGAUGUAGAAGUACGUGAUUUUCCAAACGAUUCGCGUACUUUUGAACUGCACCAGGUCAAUAUUCCUGGCUAUCCUCUCACAUUAACUGCACAUAGAGAUCUCGUCAAACUCUACUGGCUCGAUGAAAUUCGUCAAUACUCCAGUGAUAUAGUUGCAUUAGAAGAACACGCAGCAGACGAUUUACAAGUAGAAAAAGUUGAAGAAACUGUAGAACAAGUUGAAGAAACAGUUACAAAAGUUGAAGAAACAACAGUAAUUGCAAAAGAACAAUUACAAGUCACAAAACAAACUACAACUACAACAUCAACUGAAAGUUUUAAGACUGCUGAAGCGGACGUAACUCUUACUGAAGCAUUAGAUACCUCAUUACAAGAUACUGUACUAUCACAGGCAAAAACUGUUAUUGUUGAAGCAAAACGUGCUAUUGUUAUACCUGUAGCUGAACCUUUACAAGCUGAAGUCAAAACUGAAAGUAGCAGUGUUGUAAAAGAAGCAAAAACUGAAGUUAAAAGUGAAAUUAAAAGUGAAAUAAAAGAAACAAAAACUGAACUAGCUUCUAAUAAAACAACUGAAGUGAAAGCUGAGACUUUAAAAUCUGAAGUUAAAACUGAAAACAGUAGUGAAGUAAAAGCUGAAAUUAAAAGUGAAGUAAAAGAAACAAAAACAGAAGCUUCUAAUAAAACUUCUGAAGUGAAAGCUGAGUCUUUACAAGCUGAAGUAAAAACUGAAACAAGCAGUGAAACAAAGGCAAGAACUGAAGUUAAAACAGAGAGUAAAAGUGAAGUAAAAGAAUCAAAAACUGAAGUAGCUUCUAAUAAAACUAUUGAAGUGAAAGUUUUGAGUACAGAAACAAAAGAAAUAUUUAUUGAUAAACCAAAAAAACCUGAAAUUCAAUCCAGUGCUACAUCGAACUUAGAACAAAAUCUCGAAAAAGUUGAACAAAACCCUGCAAAACCAGUGGAAUCAAAACAAUCUCCAGGUGAAGUUCAACAAAGUUCUUCAAACCCUGAAUCUAAUCCAAAACAAACAGAAGUUGUACAACAAAACCCUACGAAACCAGCGGAUAAUCCAAAACCAGAGAAUAAUCCAAAACCAGCAGAUAAUCCAAAACCAGCGGAUAAUCCAAAACCUGCAGAUAAUCCAAAGCCAGUAGAUAAUCCGAAGCCAGCAGAUAAUCCGAAGCUAGCAGAUAAUCCAAAACCAGCGGAUAAUCUAAAGCCAGCAGAUAAUCCAAAACCAGCAGAUAAUCCAAAGCCUGCGGAAAAUCCAAAACCAGUAAAUAAUCCAAAACCAGUGGAUAAUCCAAAACCAGCAGAUAAUCCAAAACCUGCAGAUAAUCCAAAGCCAGCAGAUAAUCCAAAGCCAGCAGAUAAUCCGAAGCCGGUAGAUAAUCCGAAGCCAGCAGAUAAUCCAAAACCAGUAGAUAAUCCAAAACCAGUAGAUAAUCCAAAACCAGCGGAUAAUCCAAAACCAUCACAGUCUGAUAAAACAGAAACUAGUGAAGCUAAUCAUCAACUUGACUCUGGCGAAGAAUCAGCAGAAAUGUCGGGACGUUUUGGAAGUUUUAAAAGCUCUUCAACAAGAUCAGAAUAUCAUGAAGAAGUAUCUGCAACAUAUUCAUCAUCAACAACAAAUGGUCGUGCACAAAUAAGUGAAGUACAUCAAAGUGCUGCAAUCAGCUCAAGUAGUGAAAUUCUUCAAGAUGGUAAACUUAUAUCAGCUGAAAAAUCUGGCUACGCUGUUCAAGGAAGUGAAUUGCGGGAGGGUGGUAUUGUAAUUUCAUCCGAUCAAAGUGUGACAAUUGAAAGUGGAUCUGGUUUGAGACCACAAUUAACAUCUGGUGCGGCAUCAUCUGUUGAAAUAAGUGAAAUUAUUUCGGAGACACAAGCAUCUAAAACACAAGCAAGUAGUGUUGAAGCCGCGUCAGUUAAAACUGAGUCGAAAACAGUUACAUCAGAAUCGUCGUCUACAGAGGUGAAAGGAAAACCAACAUUUACUCAGACAAUUCAAGGAUGUAGCGUUGAACCGGGCGAUAAUGCUGAAUUUAAUUGUAAACUUGGCGGUGGUCGUACUGAUAGUCUAACAUGGUUGAAAGAAAAUAAACCGCUUGAUGAUAAAUUAGCUGAUCGAAUUGUAGCAUCAGCUUCAGAAGCUGGUGAUGCUUUUUCUUUGAAAAUUUUGCACUGUAAAGAAUCAGAUAGUGGUACAUAUACUGCACUUGCACUUAAUACCGAAGGGAAAGUUACAUGUACUGCACAGCUUGUAGUCGAGCAAUUAACAGCAGAACAACGCCGCGAACGAGCUGAAGCUAACGCUCCAGUAUUUUUGGUACAGCUAAAAGAUUCCGAACUUUUGGAAGAUACACAUUUGCGUUGUAUGAUAAAAGUUAAAGGCGAUCCAAACCCAGAUUUGACUUUCUACAAAGAUGAUAAAGAAAUUACUGAUAGCCAUAAAACUGUUAAAAUCAAUCGUGCUCAUGCCGAAAAUGGAUAUUAUGAAAUGAUUAUUGAAAAAGUUAAGUAUGAAGAUGCGGGAUUGUACCGUUGUGUUGCUAAAAAUAAAUUUGGCGAAGCCACAUCUCAAUCUCAAGUUCGUGUCACAGAUCAUAAGAACAUAUUUGGCGAACUUGAAAAACAAGGAUUAUUAGAGCCAGGUUCUAUACCCAAAUUUAUGUGGCAAAGAAAUGGAGUAUAUUUUGAACCUGAUGAAAGAUUUAAAGUUCUUAUGGGUGAAGAUGAAGAUUCAUUGGCACUUGUUUUCCAACAUGUCAAACCAGAAGAUGCUGGUUUAUACACUUGUGUAGCACAAACCUCUAGUGGUUUGGUUAGCUGCAGUGCCGAACUGACCGUCCAAGGGGCCAUAAACCAAUUACCUAAAACACCAGAAGCACCAAAAAUUAUUAUUGAACAAAAAACAUUUGAAGCAGCUGCAGGUGGUUCAGCUAUGAUGGAUUUACAAGUAACUGGUUAUCCAAGACCAUUAGUUACUUGGACCUGUGAUGGUAAACCAAUUGAAGCUGGUGGAAAAUACAAAUUUUUAUAUGAAGAUACUCAAAGCAUCUCUUUGGUUAUUAAAAACGUUACAACAGCUGAAGCUGGAAAGUACGAAGUUAAAGCCAAAAACGAUUUAGGCACUGAUAUAGGAGAAUUGGAAUUAAAAAUUAAAGCUCCACCUAAAUUCAAGUCGAAAAUUGAAGAUAAUUCUUGUUUGGCCGACGAAACUUUACGAAUAAAGAUGGAAAUUGAUGGUUCACCAAGGCCAAGUUUAAAAAUUUACAAAGAUGGUCAAGAAGUCCAACAAUCCGACCGUAUUGAAAUUGAAAGAGAAGGAAUGACUUAUACUUUAGUUAUAAAAGAUGCAAAAUUAUCUGAUAGUGGAUCUUAUUCUAUUGUUGCAAUAAAUGAAUUAGCACAAGCUUCAGAAUUUUGGAAAACGAAAGUUUAUUCCAAACCAAAAAUAAUUAAAAGACUUGGUGAAAAUAUUGUACGCAGUGAAACUGAUUAUGCAGUGUUUGAAAUUAAAGUUGAAUCUGAUCCUGCUCCCACCAUUACUUGGUACAAAAAUGAUAAGGAAAUUACAUCAGAUACAUCAACCUUAAUUCGUACUUCUGAUGGUCAAGGGACGUAUGGGUUGAAAAUUACUGGCGCAGUUUCUACAGAUUCUGGUAGAUACAAAUGUGUUUUGAGAAACGAACAUGGCACAACUCAGGAUAGUGCAAGAUUGGAUGUUCGUGGUGCGCCAGUUGUUCGAGAACAGUUACGUAAUAUAACUGUUACUGAAGGUGAUGUGGACAUUGAACUUGUAGCUGCAGUUGAUGGUUUUCCUAAGCCAAACGGAAGAUGGUUUUUGGGAGAUGUUGAAAUCACCGAGAGUCAAAACGAAUUUGAAAAAUCUGUGGAUGAAGAUGGCAAUUACAAACUUAAAAUCAAGGAAGCCAAUAGUGAUUUACAUGGAAAAUAUACGCUGAAAUUAUCAAACGAAUUAGGAGCUACUGAAAAUAGUGCUGAUGUUACAGUUAACUGUAAACCAAAAUUAAGGAAGACAUUAGCUGAUACCGUAGUUGAUGAGGGUGCAACCUUAAACUUACAAAUAGAGGUGGUGGCAUGCCCAGAACCAGAAGUUAAAUGGUUCAAAAACGGUAACGAUGUAUCGGCUGAUGCACGUAUCAAAAUAACACGAGAUAAUCAACGAAAUGAAACGUACAAUUUAACUGUGGAUCUAGUGAAAUAUGAAGAUGGUGGAGAAUAUGAAGUUAUUGUACAAAACGUUUUGGGAUCAGUUAGUAGCAAGAGUACGGUCACUGUCCAUAAAAUAGUUGACACUGUAAAUAAUGGCCAUGAAGAAGAAGCAAUUACCUCUCGAAAAACUGACGAUAGUGUUAUUGCCUAUCCCGUAAUUGACAAUGAAGUUGGACCAGGAGAAAUCGCUGAAGUAUCGAAUACAAUAGAAAUCAUAAGAGAAUCGCAAAGUAUAGAUGCGGAACAACCAGAGGAUACAGUUUUGAAAAAAUCGAAGAAACCAAAAUUACUUGCUCACGCAACUACGGAUGAUAUAGAACCUAAUCGAAAACUUAAAGAGGAGGAAAUUGUACAAAAUGUUUUAACACCAGAAACUGAUGAAAUUAAACCAAACAUUACACGAAAAGUUUCGAAAUCUACUGUUGAAAAAAUUGAAGUAUCCGAACAAAAUACUGAUCAAGUAGAUUUAGGAACAAAACGACCAAAAACUGCUCGGUUACUAUCGAAAUCAAGUGUUGAAAAUGUUGAAAUUGCUGAAGAGAAAGUAAUAAUUGUUGAAAAAGCUGAAGAACCCCAAAACAGUAAACUAUUAUCCAAAUCGAAAGUCGAACUUAAAGAAAGUAUUGAAUCAAUUAAAGCUGAAGUAAAUGUCGACAAUGGUAUAACACUUAAAACAGAAUUUAAACGUUCUGAUUCUGAGAAAUCAGGUGUACAAAUAGUCGAAUUAGAUGAGCCAACAACACCUGUAAUUGAAAAUCAACCAUCUUCAACUAAACCGAAGGUUGAGGAUGAAGAUGACGAAGAAAUGAAAGAAUUAUUUAAUAAGAUUAAAAAACAACGUAGCGUACUUGAAGAGAUUAUAGGUGAUAAACCAAAAGGAGAAGCAAUUCCACAAAUUUUGGAUACAAAUCUUGAAGAUGGACAAGUCUUUGAAACACAAACACAAAAAUACUUUGUCAAAGCAUCUGGUGUACCCACACCAGAAGCAGAAUGGUUUUAUAAUGGUCAAAAGAUAAAGAGUACAAAAACAACAAAAAUAAGGCGAGAAGAGCUAACGUACACUCUAGAAAUGCCCAACAUGAAGAAAAGUAAACAUCAAGGGAAAUAUGAGUGUAAACUCACAAAUCGUAUGGGUGAAAUUGUACAAACUGGUAAUUUGCAUGUAAUCGAUGAAACUGAUUUAAGAAAGCCGAGAGUUCGACAAGGAUUAUCAAGUGAAAAAGCACCAAAACAUGAAGGCGCUACAUUGACUGCUGUUAUCACUGGAGAUCCAGAACCUUUUCCUACUUGGUAUUAUAAAAAUACCGAAUUAACAAAAACUGAAGUUAUUAGCUUUUUAACUGACGUCAAAGAAGUAGAGGAUGGUUUAGUAGAAUGCACAUUUUCUAUAAACAUCGCCGACUGUGAACAUGAACAUACUGGAGAAUAUACUGUCAAAGCAAACAACAAGCAUGGAGAAUGUGAAACCACUGGUCGAUUGGAUGUAUUAUUGAAACCAGAAUUGUAUGACUUGUACGAUGUUGGUGCUGUCCCAGGGGAACCCGCAACACUUUCUGUAACAAUUCAUUCUAAUCCAGAACCAGUCGUAACAUGGUUUAAGGAGGAUGAUGUAGAAAUCACUGCUAGUGAAUCAUAUCGUAUGGAAAAAUCGGAAGACAAAGAACAAUACAAAUUGAUUGUCGAGAAUGUUACUUUAGCGGAUGAAGGAAAAUAUGUAAUAAAUGCCUCAAAUGAAUUCGGAGAAACCUCUGGUUCUUUACGACUAAAUACACAAACACUAACGCCGUCAUUUAUAACAAAAUUAACCGACCAAAUUAUUGAAGACACUGCAACUGCAACUUUACAUGUCCGUUGUGAUGGAUUACCCAAACCACAAAUGACAUGGUUGAAAGAUGAUAAACCAAUUGAAAGUGAUGAACAUACAACGAUUGAAACUAAAAAAGAAGGUCAAGUAACCAGUGAUUUAAUUAUCACAAAUUUCAGAAAUGAAGAUUCGGCACGGUAUUCCUGUGUGGCUAAAAAUCUGGUUGGUAGCGCUGAAACAAAUUGUCGCGUGGGAUUGGCACAAACAACACCAUCAUUUGGAAAAAAAUUAGACAAAGGUCUCGAAGUUUUCGAAGGAAAACCAUUCGAAUUGAAAACAACAAUUUCUGGAAGUCCCAAGCCAACUGUUAAUUGGUACAAAGAUGGUGAACCAAUUCAAGAUAAUGAUCACAUUAAAACAGAAGUUUUACCCGAUGGAACACUCAUAUUAAGUGUGGAGAAGGCAACUCCAAAUGAUAGUGGAGCUUACAAAGUUGUUGUUACUAAUCCAAAUGGACAAGCUGCGUCAAUGUGUGCUGUUGUCGUAAAUCCUGAACCAUUGGCUCCGGAAUUCGAAAAAGAACUAGAAAAUGUGUCUGUAAAUGCAAGUCAACCAUUAAAACUAGAAGCUAAAGUCAAAGCUUACCCACCACCAAAAAUAGAAUGGACUAAAGACGGAGUACCCAUUAAAACUUCACAAGGUUUCAACGUUAUUAAACAACCUGAUGGUACUGUAGGAUUAGAAAUAGAGAAAUCGAAACCUGACCACGCCGGCCUUUACACUUUGACUGCCUCCAAUAAGUUAGGAGAAGUUACAGGAGAAGCAAAUGUAGAAAUUCUUCCUGAAUCUACAAAACCGUCAUUCAGGGGUGACUUACUUCCUAUGAAAGUUGUGGAAGGUUUCCCUGCAAAAUUAGAAAUUAAAGUAUUAGGCCAUCCUAAACCAACAGUGAAAUGGACACGCAAUGGAUGUGAAAUAAUCCCUGAUGGAAAGCAUAAGAAAAUUAUUGAAUCUCCAGACGGUACAUGUGCUUUACUUAUCGAUAAAUGUACUGUACAUGAUUCUGGACCUUAUGAAAUUCAUCUUGAAAAUGAAAACGGUGAAACAUCAAAUAAAGCCGUUUUAACUGUUAUUCCUCGUAAAGAUCCGAACUCCCCUGAAGAAAGACCUAUUUUCUUGCAUGAUAUUCGUGAUGUUAUUACCGACGAGGGUACACCUUUAGUAAUUGAAGCUCCAUUCCGAGGUAAUCCAAUUCCAAGCGUAUCAUGGACUAAAGAUGGAAAUCCAAUUGAACCUGAUGCACGUACAUUGAUUACAUGUGACGGAGCAAGAGUUGGAUUAGCAAUAAAUGAAGCAGAACCAUCAGAUGCAGGACUUUACUCAUGUAAAUUGACUAAUCCUCUAGGUGAAGAUGUUAAGGAUGUUAAAGCAACUGUGCGCAAAGUUUAUCAACCACCAAACUUUGAACAAAAAUUCACAGAUAUUCAACAAUUACCAACAUUCGAUGCAAAGUUUCCAUGUCGUAUUUCUGCUGUGCCAUCUCCAGAAAUUACUUGGUACAAAGACAAUAAACCAAUUCAUGAAACUGAUAAAUACCAUAUUAAACGCGACGGUGAUGCCAGUUGUUUAUAUGUUCGAAACUGUGCUCCAGAAGACGCUGGUCUUUACAAAUGUACAGCUACGAAUAGGGAAGGAACUGCUUCAUGCGAAUCCUUACUACAAGUUGUAGAUAAAAUAGAUACUCGUCAAAAAGUUGAAGCACCAUCCUUCCUCAAGAAAAUUGGUGAUACUGAAUUAUAUAAAGGCAUGACCGCUAAGUUUACCGCUUGUGCGACAGGAUUCCCAGAACCAGAAGUUGAAUGGCAACGAGAAGGUGUUAAACUCUUCCCAUCAGAACGUAUUCGAAUGGAGAAAGACAGAUCUGGCUUACUAAGAUUAACAAUUGAAGGCAUUGAUACACCAGAUGUUGGAAAAUAUACUUGUCGUAUAUUCAAUGAGCAUGGAUGUGAAGAAUGUCACGCUAACUUAACAUUUGAUUCAAUUGAUAUUCGACCAAAACGUGCCGUUGGAGACCAAUAUUUAGAUUACGAUAAGCAUAAAAACACUGGAGUCCCAGUACCAUUAUCUGAUGCCCCAAUUAUAUCAAAGAUGCUGGAUCGUCACUUAACUUUGUCAUGGAAACCAUCACUACCAUCUGGUCCAAGAUUCCCAGUUACAUAUCAAGUAGAAAUGUUAGACUUACCACAUGGUGACUGGAGAACAAUAAGAACUGGAGUUCGAUCAUGUGUAUGUGGUAUUCCACAUUUGGAACCAUUUAAAGAUUAUAAAUUUAGAAUAAGAGUUGAAAAUCAAUUUGGUAUUAGUGACCCAUCUCCAUUUGCUGUUACAUACAGACAAAAAUUAGAACCAGAACCACCAAAAUUCACUCCUUAUUUACCACCAGGGUCACAAUUUUCAUUAGACCAUUCACAAUACUUCCCAAAAGACUUCGAUAUUGAAAGACCAUUACAUGGAAAUAUGAACCAAGCUCCAGUAUUUCUUAGGCAAGAAGAUGAUCGACAAUACGGUGUUAAAAAUCAUAAUGUUAAUCUAUUUUGGUUCGUUUAUGGAUAUCCAAAACCAAAGAUUAGUUAUACAUUCGAUGACGAGCCAAUUGAAAUGGGUGGCCGAUUUGAUUCCAGUUAUACUAGAAACGGCCAAGCUUCAUUGUUUAUCAAUAAAAUGUUGGAUAGAGAUGUUGGCGUAUAUGAGGCUAUUGCUAAAAACGAGCAUGGAGAAGCACGUCAAAGAGUUCGUUUAGAAAUCGCAGAACCACCACGCUUUUCCAGGCGAUUGGAUGAAGCCCAUGUUCUUUUGCGUAAAACUAUUCGACUUGAAGCUAAAGUUACAGGAGUUCCUUAUCCAGAACUCAAAUGGUACAAAGAUUGGCAACCCUUAGCAAGUUCGUCCAGAAUUAAGAUACAUUUCGUUGAACCAGACACGUGUUUCCUAACAAUAAACGAUAUUAUUGCACGUGAUGAAGGUUUAUAUUCAUUGAGUGCUCGAAAUGUUGCUGGAACAGUAUCAUCCUCAGCAAUGAUUUACAUUUCUGAUAACGAAAUCGAUUACAAUUACUACAACUACGCGCCAUAUACAAGUCCCGUGAAACCACGAACAAAACCAUACGAAGAAAUGUACGAUUUGGGUGAUGAAUUAGGACGUGGUACUCAAGGUGUAACAUAUCAUGCUGUCGAACGAUUAACUGGUCGUAAUUAUGCUGCUAAAGUUAUGCAUGGUCGUGGAGAUUUGAAACCGUUCAUGUAUAAUGAAUUAGAUAUUAUGAAUUCAUUGAAUCAUCGUAAACUUAUUCGUUUGCAUGAUGCAUUCGAAAGAGAUUCAUUCAUGAUGUUAGUCACUGAGUUGGCCAGUGGCGGUGAACUUGUCAAAGACAAUCUUCUUAAACAAACAUAUUACACAGAAAGUGAAAUUUCUGGAUAUAUUCGUCAAAUCCUUUAUGGAUUGGAUUAUAUGCAUGAUAAGAGUAUUGGACAUUUUGGUUUGAACAUUGGUGAUUUAUUAAUUUCUCAUCCAGGAAGUGAUGAUCUUAAAAUAUGUGAUUUUGGAUUAGCAAGGCGCAUUGCUAUGGGUAGAUUAGCUCCAUUACAUUAUGGAGUACCAGAAUAUGUAAGUCCAGAAACAGCUAAUGGCGAAGGUGUAGGUUUAGCCACCGAUAUGUGGAGUUUAGGUAUUAUUACUUAUAUUUUACUUUCUGGAAUUUCACCAUUCCGUGGUAAAGACGAUCGUGAGACCUUAACUAAAGUUCGAUCAGGAAAUUGGGAAUUCACUGAUGAAUGGUGGAUUAAUAUUAGUAGCGAAGCACAAGAUUUUAUCAGCAAAUUGUUAAUAUUCAGUGCUGAAGGUAGAAUGGAUGUAAAAACUGCUCUCAAACACCCAUGGCUUACUCGAGCUGACAAAGCACCCGCCGAUGAAUAUAAAAUUAGUACAGAGCGUUUACGAAACUACUAUAAUCUAUAUCGUGAAUGGUAUGAUAAUGCAUCGUGUAAAACAUGGUAUCGUCGUAAUAAACUUACUGUUGCUGAUUCGGAUCCAUCACGUAUGGUUUAUCCACCUGGCGAAACUUAUACACCCACAUCAAGAACUCCAGAACGUAUUCCACGCAAACCAGGUUCUUGGGAAACACGUAUUCCAGAACGUCCAGGAUUGGAUUAUGAAAUUGGUGUUAUCAAAUCUGAAAGUCAUUACCAGAAUGGACCCGAUACAUAUCUACUGCAAUUACGUGAUACCGAUUUCCCUGUACGAUUACGUGAAUAUAUGAAAGUAGCAGCUCAAGUUCGUCCUGGCCGUACACUAGGUGACUCUGAUUACGAUUGGAGGACUCCAUCAAUUCAUGAACGUAGACGAUUCACUGAUGUUAUGGAUGAAGAAAUUGAUGAUGAACGAAAAGAACGUAUUAGUAAAUACGGUUCAGCCGAUACAUAUUCUUUACGUCGUUUACGGCAUGAAUUAGGAUAUCGAUUGGAUACGUAUGCUGAAGCUGAAGCAUUAAUUGAAAGCAAACAAAGUGGUUCUCUACCAUUUUUCAGAGAAAAACAACAAAUUGUACCAAUAGUUCAAGGGCAAGAAGCUGAAUUAGUUUGCUUUGCAGUUGGUGACCCAACACCUGUAGUCCAAUUUUUCAAAAAUGAUACCAUAAUUGGAGAAAACAACCGUGUAAAACUUACAACAGAUGAAGAUGGAAGAUCCAUCUUAAAAUUGUGCCCUGCUAUAGAAUUCGAUGUUGGUCUCUAUAAAAUUGUUGCGAGAAACAAGGUUGGGCAAACCAUCACAAGGACUCGUGUAGUCUUGGGUACAACACCAGACUCUCCUGAUUCUCCAACAGCGUCACAAGUAUCAGACACAGAAGUAUUACUAACAUGGCGGCAACCAAAACAUGAUGGAUAUUCUCAAGUAUUAUGUUACAGUUUACAAUAUAAACUUUGUGACGAAGUGGAAUGGAUUCAAUGUGCCGAUAACAUCGACCAUGAAUUCUAUUUAAUCAAAGAUUUACAACCGGAAAAGAAUUAUAUUUAUCGUUUAGCAGCAAGAAAUGUUUUUGGUUGGGGUGAUUUUGGUAUAACUACAGCAGUUGUAAAAACAAAAGCAGCAGGAACACCUAAAAUUCAAAUGAGCCGCGCGAUGACACAUUUACAACAAUUAACUGAUUCAGGACACCAAAUUGUGAUUGAAGAAAAGACAAAAUUGGAUUAUUCUAUAGAAAAGAAUCCAAUCGAAUGGGAUACAAAAACAAAUGUUACAGAUGAAUAUAAUUUCAUUUCUGAAAUAUCUAGAGGACGCUUUUCAGUGGUAGUUAAAGCUGUAAAUAAAUCAAAUGACUCUGUAUGUACUGCAAAAUUAUUAGAAUGCAAAACAGAAACAAUUGAACGAACACAACAAGAAUGGGACGCUUGGCGUAGUUUACGUCAUGAACGAAUUGUAUCUUUAUUGGCUGGAUUCAGAAAACCUGAAAGUCCAAUUGCAGCAUUAAUUGCUGAAAGAUUACAAGGUGCUGACGUUCUUACAUACUUGUCAUUACGUCAUGAAUAUUCAGAACAAACUGUGGCCACAAUUAUUUCCCAAGUUAUUGAUGGGUUACAAUAUUUACAUUGGAGAGGAUUCGCUCAUUUAGAUAUUCAACCGGACAACGUUGUACUUAGUACAGUACGAAGUGUACAAGUUAAAUUGGUUGAUUUUGGAUCAGUACAAAAAGUUGCAAAAUUAGGUACGAAUGUUUCAAAUACAGAUAGCCAUCCGGAAUAUACAUCACCUGAAGUAUUAAGUGAAGAACCCGCAUUCCCACAAUCGGAUAUUUGGUCUGUAGGUGUUUUAACUUAUGUUUUAUUGUCUGGUACAUCACCGUUCCGUGGUAAAGAUGCCGAAGAAACUAGACAAAAUAUUUUAUAUGCUAGAUAUCGUUUUGAACAUCUGUAUAAAGAAUUAUCACAGGAAGCUGUUCGUUUUAUUAUGUUAAUUUUCAAACGAAACCCAAAUAAACGACCAACAGCUGAAGAAUGUCACGAAAAUCGUUGGUUUAUGCCAUCCGACUUUAUGAUAAAGAAACGCGAACGUGCAGUAUUUUUAGGAAAUCGACUUAAAGAAUAUAACGAAGAAUAUCAUAAUCAAAAAUCAGAUGCUGCACAAUCAACAUCUUUAACAAGUAUUAGUGGAGCAAAAGGACCAUUAGGCCGUUCAAACAGUAUACAAGAAGAAAUUUUAACGGCCCCUUAAAGUAUAUAAUAUGAGACUAUAAAUUAAAUUUUAUAUUCACGUUAAUUAUUAUUUAAGAUGUAAAGUUUUAUUCAUGGUUAUCAACAGAUUAAAUUUAAAGUGUUGAAACUGUUAUAAUAGAGAAUUUGCAAAUGAAAAAUUUUUUUUAAUUAAAACAAAAAAACUGAUGUCAAAAAACGAAAAAUUUUUUAAAAUAAUAUUGAUGAAGAUAUGUUUUUUAAAUAAUCGACUAAUUUUAUUUCCCAACAUUAAGA